Molecule: messenger RNA, 798 nt
Organism: Notolabrus celidotus (New Zealand spotty)
Lineage: Eukaryota; Metazoa; Chordata; Actinopteri; Labriformes; Labridae
Gene: cep19
Product: centrosomal protein 19
Exons: 2
Coding region: 237-713 (158 amino acids)
Biological process (GO): microtubule anchoring at centrosome; trans-Golgi to periciliary membrane compartment transport
Cellular component (GO): ciliary basal body; centrosome; centriole
Source: RefSeq, a predicted model, not a curated record
GGUGAAAGGGGAUUAAACAAUUGUAUGAUAAAAUACUUUGUACAUAUUCAGGCAGGCAUUGAAGUCAGACACACUAACGUUAAGCGCCCAGGCAACGGUUGACGCCACUUUUUCGGAGCUCUGUCGAUUUAAAGGUUUUCUUUAAUUUAGACUCACUUGUGCAGCUCUCGUGUAAGAUAUAUUGAUUAGUAUGUUAAUAUGAUUACAUAUUUAACUGCUGAAGCAGAGAGCAGAACAUGAGUUUCGAGGCUAAGCGUUGCGGAGUUCAGUUCAGUCCUCCUUCUAUAGUUUUAAUUUAUCAACAUAAAGACGAAAACAAGCUGCGAAAGAGGAUCAUACCUGUGCGACACUUCUUCAAACAUUCAGACUGCAGCACAGCAGCAGAAAAGCUGAAGAACAACCCCCGUCACAGGGCCUACCUGGACUCUGUGCCCUGCAGUCAGCUGGAGAAGCUUCACGUCAUCCUGAAGGAUCACAUGAAGGGCUUCAGCCUGGAGCACAGCCUGUCUUCUUACCGCCUCGACCCCGAGGAAGACCUGAACAAGCUGGACGACAAGGAGCUGGCUCGUAAGAAGGGACAGAUGGACGGACUGUUUGAGAAGAACCGGAGGCACAAAGACGAUCCGGACUUUGUUUACGACGUGGAGAAGGAUUUCACGAAGAGCACGCAGGAAAAGUGCAGCUGGGAUGAAGAGUCUGAUGAUGGAUUUUAAGUUAAAACUCAACUUCAUGCUGAGAGGAAUCAGGACAAGCUGAUGCAGUUAAUGCUGAGCUCACUUAUAAAGAUAAGAUAAGUAA